GUGUACCGGGGGCUCAAGGGCGUGCGGAUGCCGGCGAGGUUCGUGGAGGAGGACGCGCGAGGGGUGUCAGGGGGGGUGGAGUACGGGAUGCUCAGCACGUCGACGGAGAGGCAGGUGGCGCUGCAGUACGCCAAGGAAGGCUCGCUGCCGACGGUGUUCGAGAUCAGCUGCGGGGCCAUCGACCGGGGAGCGGACUUGGAGCUGCUGUCGCAGUACCCCGAGGAGAAGGAGAUCUUGUAUCCGCCGCUGUCGUACCUGGAGGUG
Messenger RNA from Guillardia theta CCMP2712, 264 nucleotides. RefSeq lists its product as hypothetical. The record is from RefSeq and is a predicted model, not a curated record. The annotation marks the transcript as partial. The transcript has a single exon. Lineage: Eukaryota; Cryptophyceae; Pyrenomonadales; Geminigeraceae.